GCUUCCUUUGAAGUUUGAACUUGGGAUCAAGGAAGGAUUCCGUUCAAGCUUUUUCGAAGAAUAUUUUGAAGUUCAAUAAUUUUUUUAACGAUCUUUUAAAUCUGAUAAACUUGGUAAACAAUUAUGAGUUGACAUUUGAUUAUAAUUAUUCAAAAUCAGCAUAAAAUUAAUAAAACUUCUGUGAGAAUUUAUCACACAGUAACUUAGCUGUCAACUCUGUCCAGUAAUUCCAUCGAUUUUUAAUAUGCCUUUGACCAAGACUGUCGAGGUUCCUCCAGAGCCCAUUGAAGAGGUGAAGGAUGGUGACCAAAGAUUAUGGAUAGGAAAUCUGGACAAUAGGAUUACUGAGUACUACCUACUGAAACUGCUGCAAAAAUACGGUGCAAUUGAGAAGUUUGACAUGCUGUUCCAUCGGUCGGGGCCCCUCAGCGGCCAAUCACGUGGUUAUGCCUUCGUCACCUACGAGAGUCGCGACAUUGCCGAACAGGUGAAAAACUAUCUGGAUGGGAAGAGGCUUGGAACCAAACACGUCGCAGUGAGAUGGGCUCACAACAUGACCAAGGAAGACUGUAAGAAAACCACAGAACUGCUACAGAUAUCUGCACUCACGGGAGCAAAGAGCAGUGAGAAGAAAAUAAGUCGUAGUACAACAAUACAAGCCAUCGAAGCUAAGCUGAAAACCAUGGAGCACACACCGAAUGAAUUCGAGUUGACCGGCCCUUCAACAUCGGUUCCAAACAACUCGAGCUUCAUUUCAAGAAACAACCACAACUUGAGUUCAGCUCCAAGAAGUAACCACAACUCGAGUUCAGUUCCAAGAAGUAACCACUACUCGAGUUCAGUUUCAAGAAGCAAUAGCCGCAUGCCUGUUGAUCGUUCGAAAAACUUUAUAAAGAAGAAAUAUUCUCCACUGUGAGUGGGCAAUGUUAAUUAUUAUGUGCCAAAUACCUUAAUUUAUUUAAUUUGUAGAAAAUGACGGCCGGUUACAUAAGCGCCGAUCAGAGUUUGACCUCCGAUUGGAUAUUUAUCAACGAUCACUCAUUUUAACCGAGAUUAACAUUUGAGUGGGGUUUGAGCAACGCGGUUGCAUUCCUCUGAAAAUUGCUAUAUUAAUAAUAUUAAUUAAUAUUAGAUUCAGGCCCAACUAGAAAUCGAAAUUUAAAGCCUUAUAUAGUAAAUAUAGCUGACACAUUAUAUUCUAGUUUGUGACUGGUUACAGUUUUGUAGUUGAUAUAAUAGUUGAAAAUAUAGUUCAAAUAAGUAUUUUAACUUCAGCUUCUCAAUUGACAUCCAUAAGGAUUUAGUCUAUAUAGCUCUACACAAUAAUAUUGACUUAAUCUGCAUUUAGAAUUCUAUAUUAUUGCAAAGUGUACUUAAUAUUUAGAGUAUUGAACAUUGGUAUUGAAUAAGUUUACUAUCUGCAACCAUUUCAACUCCCAUUGAGAUAUAUCGUAGAGAAACAAUAGCGUAAGUAGAUAUCAUCCCAUGGUAUAGGGCGUUUAUGUCGCAACUUUUACUGUUAUCUCAAGCCGAUUACUGUCGAUUGUUGUAGAUUUUUACUGUUUCGACCGAGUAAG
Molecule: messenger RNA, 1577 nt
Organism: Nilaparvata lugens (brown planthopper)
Lineage: Eukaryota; Metazoa; Arthropoda; Insecta; Hemiptera; Delphacidae
Product: probable RNA-binding protein 18
Exons: 6
Coding region: 245-916 (223 amino acids)
Molecular function (GO): RNA binding
Source: RefSeq, a predicted model, not a curated record